Molecule: messenger RNA, 1570 nt
Organism: Ceratotherium simum simum (southern white rhinoceros)
Lineage: Eukaryota; Metazoa; Chordata; Mammalia; Perissodactyla; Rhinocerotidae
Source: RefSeq, a predicted model, not a curated record
GCAGUGUCCUGCGCGUCAGCUCCCGCGGUAGCGAAGGACGGGUAGAGGAGGUGAUCUUGGCGGUUUGCUCCGCUCUGUGGAGGAGAGAUGGGGAGGCGUUCGGCCAGGGCUGAGGGAGGAAAGAGCGCGCCCUUCGACGCCUCCCGCAACGCUAGCCCCUGAGCCGUGAUGCGAGCGUGGGUCCUACUCUCUGCGGUCCUCUGGUACCUCACAGGAGUUGGAUGGCAGCGUUCUUCGGAACGCACUAAGAAAGGCUUCAUUUAUGGCAAGCCAGGACACCUAGUAAAAAUAUAUGUAAAAUUACAUCGCAAUAGCCCAAUCCUUGUCUGUAUGGAUUUUAAACGUGCUGAAAAAGAAACAGUGGACCCUACCUACUUAUGGGUUGGGCCUAAUGAAAAGCCGUUAACAGGAAAUAACCGAAUAAAUAUAACUGAAACAGGAAAGCUGAUGGUGAAAGAUUUUCUGGAGCCUUUGUCUGGACUUUACACAUGUACUCUUUCUUAUAAGACUAUCAAAGCAGAAACCCAAGAAGAAAAGAUAGUAAAGCAGAGAUAUGACUUUAUGAUCUUUGCCUAUCGGGAACCUGAUUAUUCAUAUCAGAUGGCUGUACGUUUUACUACAAAAUCUUGUAUAGGAAGAUAUAAUGACCUGCUUUUUAGAGUGCUGAAGAAAAUCUUGGAUAAUUUAAUCUCUGAUUUGUCAUGCCAUGUCAUAGAACCAUCAUAUAAAUGCCAUUUUGUUAAAAUUCCCAAACAUCACCUCAUACAUGAGCUAUUUAUAGCUUUUCAAGUUAAUCCUUUUGCACCGGGGUGGAAAGGUGCAUGCAAUGAUUCUGUCGACUGUGAAGAUAUCACUAAUCGUAAUAUCCUCCAGGCAAGAGAUCGGAUAGAAGAAUUUUUCCGGAGCCAAGCAUAUAUUUUCUACCAUGAUUUUAAUAAAACUCUACCAGCUAUGCAUUUUGUGGACCACAGUUUUCAAGUAAUACGUAUGGAUAGCUGUCGUCCAGGCUUUGGAAAAAAUGAAGUGGUUUGUAGUCCUGGAACUUUUAGUCCUGAUGUUGAUGUUACUUGUCAGACAUGUGUUUCCAUCCAUAUCUACGGAGCCAAAUCUUGCCCAUAAACUUCAAACAAAAAUUGCAAUAUGAAGACUGGAGGUGAAAGCAUUGUUACUUGCUUAUGGGGGCGGGGAGAUAAGAUAAUUUGUUUAUAUCCCAGGGCAUCAUAGAUAGUUCCAUUAAGUAAGAUCAGUAAAACCAAAACAUUGAAAAACAUACAAUUUAAAAACUUUAAAAAGAGAGUUGACAUGGCAUUUCUAAGAAGGCAUUUAAUCUAAUAUCUCCAGUGUACAAAGGAAAGUGUAAGUAUUAGUGGAUGAUUUUUAAUGAAAUAUGUUUUGUUGUUUGCAGAUUAAGUCUGUUGCUCUGUACCUAAGACUAUAUUAAGGUCAAGAAAAAUAGCAAAGUAUAAUAUAAUAAAAACUUUAUACUUUCCAUAUAUUAAUUUGUUUGAAAUCACUCAUACGAUAUAAAGGCAUAUAUAUUACCUUUGUAAUUAGAACCAAAAAAUGUUAU